This is a messenger RNA of Bicyclus anynana (squinting bush brown), 2456 nucleotides long. It is a transcript of the gene Mvd, whose product is annotated as diphosphomevalonate decarboxylase. The coding region runs from base 141 to 1298 and encodes 385 amino acids. Gene Ontology annotation, molecular function: diphosphomevalonate decarboxylase activity; ATP binding. NCBI's taxonomy places the organism in Eukaryota, Metazoa, Arthropoda, Insecta, Lepidoptera, Nymphalidae. Gene Ontology annotation, biological process: isoprenoid biosynthetic process; isopentenyl diphosphate biosynthetic process, mevalonate pathway. The transcript has a single exon. Gene Ontology annotation, cellular component: cytosol. The record is from RefSeq and is a predicted model, not a curated record.
AGCUCACUCUUGACUCUCAUUUCUCAUUUUAAAAUUAUUUAUUUGUCUGCUGUGGGACGUUAAUUAUCUGGUGUUGUCAAGCAGGAAGGGCGCGGAAAUAUUUUUAAAAGUUUAUAGGCCAAUUAUUACAAUAAAAUAAAAUGAGUGAUAUUAUAACAAUAACAGCUCCAGUUAAUAUAGCAGUGAUAAAAUAUUGGGGAAAACGCGACGAGGAAUUAAUUUUACCGUUAAACGAUUCCGUUAGUGCCACUUUGGAUACUAAUGUUAUGUGCGCUAAAACUUCUGUAUGCGCCCGGCCGGAUAUUAAUGAAAAUGAAAUAUGGUUGAAUAAAAUUAAAGAAUCUUUCAAUAACAAACGCCUGCAGAAUUGCCUCAAUGAAAUAAAAAGGAUAGCGAGAGUGCAAAAAAGUGUUGAUGAAGAAUUUUUGUCGUGGAACGUGCGUAUUUAUUCGGAGAAUAAUUUCCCGACGGCUGCUGGGUUGGCGUCUUCAGCUGCAGGAUAUGCAUGUUUGGUAACAGCUUUGGCGAUACUGUAUAAAAUUAAAACUGAUAUUAGCACGUUGGCUCGGUUAGGUUCAGGAAGCGCCUGCCGAAGUGUUUACGGUGGUUUUGUAAGAUGGCACGCUGGGGUCAAACCAGAUGGGAGCGACUCCAUUGCUUCCCAAAUAGCGAACUCUCUACACUGGCCAGACAUGCGGGUAAUCAUCCUCGUUGUUGCCGACACUAAGAAACAUACCAGUUCUUCUAAAGGUAUGCAGUGUUCUGUAGCCACAUCUGAGUUACUACAGUAUAGAGUCCUGCACUCUGUACCUAAACGAGUAGAUGACAUCUGUACAGCCAUACAGAAAAGAGACUUUGCAAAAUUUGCAGAGAUAACUAUGAAGGACAGUAACCAAUUCCAUGCUGUGUGCUUAGAUACCUAUCCACCCUGUGUUUACAUGAGAGAUAUAUCACACAGUAUUGUUGAAGUGAUACACAGAUACAAUGAGAUAUGUGGGGAAGUUAAAGUGGCAUACACAUUCGACGCUGGACCAAAUGCGUGUCUGUAUUUAUUAGAGAAAGAUGUGCCUGAAAUUAUUUCCCUAAUCAAACAAGUAUUUCCUACUUCAAAUCCUGAAUUCAUUAAAGGUCUUAGCACUCAAGAAAGCCAGGAUAGAGAUUUCUUGAACCAGUUCCCAAUAAAGCCUUUUGAGAAGGAUUUACUAAAGUAUUUGAUAUACACUAAAGUUGGUGAUGGGCUACAGGAAAUCACCGAUGGAAGUCAUCUAUUGGAUAUUAAUGGACAGCCAGUAGGUUAGAUAAAAUAAUUAGAGUUAAAACACAUAUAAACUACUGGGUAUUAAAUUUAUUUCUUGUGUAAUAUAAUUAUAGUGCUAUACAAGGGUUAGGUAACACUAAUUAAGACUCAAGGUUGGGUUCCAAGAAUCUCACCUUAUGUAUAGAUUAAGUAAUAUAAUCAGUACUGACAUCACAAGUAUUUAUGUUUAUAUUUUAAAAAACUGACUAUUUUUCUGUAAUUUUAUAAUAGCAAGUCUUCCAAAUCUAAGAUUCUAGAUCUUAUCUUCUAAAUGCUCUUGCUAAAACAUUGAUGAUUUAGUAAUUUGGCAUUAAUUUGCACAAAAAAUAUAGCCUGUGUGUGGUAACACAAUAAAAUUAUUAAUUUUGCAUAAGUGCAGAUCACUAUGUACUAGACGGACAUGACGCUAUUACACUUGUUUUUUUUUUCAAUAUAGUUUUUUGUAUUUUCUGACGUAUAGUAUAGGUUUUUUUUGUAUAGUAACGUCACUGUAGUAUAGUAUGCACCAAAUUUCUAAUCAAAUCUACAAGUUAUACUGUGUACCAGUAGGUGUCAUACCCUCAUUAUGUAUUUAUACACUGCAGCAAAAUGACUUUGUUCAGAGCAGACUAGAAGUUUGGCAAAUACCAUUUAUGCUUCUAAUAAAAAAAAAUUUAAAGUCUACCUGAACAGUAUUUGUGGACUAUUUGAUUUUUUGUAUAUUUAUUUAAUUGUGAAUAAAGGUGCAGGGUGUAUCAUGGGAAUCUCAUCUUUCACUCAAAUGAAGGUGUAAGAAUUUUAAGUAACUACUAGACAAUAAAAUAAGGCUUACAAUAGAGCCACAGUUCAUGAAGUUUUACAUAAGUACUGUGGCUUACUGGAAUUGCUCAAGGAUCAAUAUUUAUUUUUAAUGGGAGCUCUCUGAAUUUGAAUAAGAAUAGGUUCUAUAUUUGUCUAUCUAUUAUUAUGUAUAUUUUGUACCUAUCCGUUCUAUUUACAAUGGGAGUAAGAAAUAAAGAUUUUUAUCAAGAAUCACUUACAACAAAGUUUAUUUACAUAAUAAUAAAAAAAAACAAUAUUUACAAUAAAUGUAAAGGCAGAAUAAUCUGCUUUGCAAAUCUAAUUGUUAUCUUAACACUGGAGAUCACAAUAAAACACUGAACAUAUUCAGCCAAUUCCA